AUGAACGCCAAGCUUAUUAUCUUUGCUCUCUUUGCCCUCUUUGCCUUUGCUGCUGCCCAAAACACCACCACUGGUAACUCUACCGGAACUGGAACUCCAACUGGUAACUCUACUGGGACCGGUAACACCACCACUGGUGAAACCACCACUGGUACCGGUGCCUCCAUUGCCGCUCCAUUCUUGGGUUUGAUUGCCCUUGUCCUUGCCCUCAUCGCAUAA
Cavenderia fasciculata is the source of this 219-nucleotide messenger RNA. RefSeq lists its product as uncharacterized. Bases 1 to 219 code for a protein of 72 amino acids. The record is from RefSeq and is a predicted model, not a curated record. NCBI's taxonomy places the organism in Eukaryota, Evosea, Eumycetozoa, Acytosteliales, Cavenderiaceae. The transcript has a single exon.